AUGAGGUUUAGUAUCCAAUAUGUUGUCAUGCUAAAGCAGUCUAAUUGGGUUUGGCAGCAAGAUAUGGGAGCCAGAGGAGUUAUUGGGGAUAGAUGGUCCAUGAGGGAUUCUAUGGGCCUGUGCAAUUGGAAGUGCUGCCAGUAUGAGUUCUUGACCUUUUCUUUCAUAGGCCUAUACAUGGUUGCUGCGGAAAGGCAAGCACAGAACAGGCAACGAAUGUUGGCUGAAGAGUUGAAGGCCAUGGAGGCAGAAUCAGGCAAUGGCGAGAGGAUGAUAAUGCAUAAGUGGUUGCAGAGAUUGGUCUGUGCACAGGAAGAUCUUGGUAAUGUUAAAACCGUGCUGAGUGUUGUGGUAAUAGUCUCUGCUCACAGAAGCUUGAGCAAUGCCCACAAGUUCAUUAAAUCUGAGGCCCCUGCUAGGGUCAAUCGAAAGAUGAUGGGCCAAGAUAAGCCAAUGGGUCAAGGGUUUGGCUCAGGUGUAGGUAUUGGCACUGGGACUGGGACAGGUGUAGGCAUUGGCUCAGGUGGCAAUGGUGUAGGAAUUGGGGAGGGGUAUGGUAUUGGCACUGGUUCUGGUUAUGGUGAAGGCACUGGUAUUGGCAUUGGGAGAGGCUCUGGAAAUGGUGGAUAUGGAGAAGGCAGAGGAAUUGGUAUUGGGAGAGGCUCUGGAAAUGGUGGAUAUGGAGAAGGCAGAGGAAUUGGUAUUGGGACUGGGGAUGGUGGAUAUGGGGAAGGCAGAGGAAUUGGUAUUGGGACUGGGGAUGGUGGAUAUGGGCCUGGAAAUGGCCCGUGGGCCUCGGGACCAGGGUACAGAAACAGCGGUGGUAGUGGAUUUGGGUCCGGAGUCGGCACCGGUACUGGGUCUGGGUCUGGUGGGUAUAGAAACAAUUGCGGUGGGGGUUGCAAUCCGGGCUGUGAGUGCCCUGGUGCUUGUUUCCAACCAGGCCAGCCCAAUGGGCUCAUUUUUAACAAGCCCACUCAGCAUGAGCAGAUGGCGCCUACCAAGAUGGGUGGAGGAGAGCCUAUAACACCAAAUUCACCAGCACCACCAGAUUCACCAGAUUCAUCAACCAAGACAGCAAAUGAAGCCCACCAUCACUCUGCUGCAGAGCUUCACAACUAG
Prunus armeniaca (apricot) is the source of this 1122-nucleotide messenger RNA. The record is from the annotation of a GenBank genome assembly. NCBI's taxonomy places the organism in Eukaryota, Viridiplantae, Streptophyta, Magnoliopsida, Rosales, Rosaceae.